ACAUGCGCAGGCAUGAGCGAGAGCGCCUCCUUCACUACUACGCACUUCAGAGAUUCCUCCUGUUGUCAUGGGCCGCCGCCCUGCCCGUUGUUACCGGUACUGUAAGAAUAAGCCUUACCCAAAGUCUCGCUUCUGCCGAGGUGUCCCCGAUGCCAAGAUCCGCAUCUUUGACCUGGGUCGGAAGAAGGCCAAAGUGGAUGAGUUCCCACUCUGUGGCCACAUGGUGUCUGAUGAAUAUGAGCAGCUCUCUUCCGAAGCCCUGGAGGCCGCCCGAAUUUGUGCCAACAAGUACAUGGUGAAAAGUUGCGGCAAAGAUGGCUUUCACAUUCGAGUGCGACUCCAUCCAUUCCAUGUCAUCCGCAUCAACAAGAUGUUGUCCUGUGCUGGUGCUGACAGGCUUCAGACAGGUAUGCGAGGUGCCUUUGGAAAGCCCCAGGGUACGGUGGCCCGAGUCCACAUUGGUCAAGUCAUCAUGUCCAUCCGCACCAAGCUUCAGAACAAGGAACAUGUGAUUGAAGCUUUACGCAGGGCCAAGUUCAAGUUCCCUGGGCGCCAGAAGAUUCAUAUCUCCAAGAAAUGGGGCUUUACCAGGUUUAAUGCUGAUGAAUUUGAAGACAAAGUGGCUAAGAAGCGCCUCAUUCCCGAUGGUUGCGGAGUCAAAUAUGUCCCCAACCGUGGACCUUUGGACAAGUGGCGAGCUCUGAACUCCUGAGGUCUUUGACAACACUGCCAACUUUGGCCAUGCUGGUCUAAAUUUUGUUCACCAAUAAAUUGUAUUUACUGGCAAAAA
This is a messenger RNA of Bubalus bubalis (water buffalo), 790 nucleotides long. It is a transcript of the gene RPL10L, whose product is annotated as ribosomal protein L10 like. The transcript has a single exon. Gene Ontology annotation, biological process: translation; ribosomal large subunit assembly. Lineage: Eukaryota; Metazoa; Chordata; Mammalia; Artiodactyla; Bovidae. Gene Ontology annotation, cellular component: ribosome; cytosolic large ribosomal subunit. The coding region runs from base 68 to 712 and encodes 214 amino acids. Gene Ontology annotation, molecular function: structural constituent of ribosome. The record is from RefSeq and is a predicted model, not a curated record.